AAGGACCCCCCUUGCUCUGCUUCCGCUUCUCGCGUCCGUCCGUCCGCCCUCCCGACGUCGACUAUCGCAAAGCAUGUCCAGCCACGAAGACGAGAAGUUUGCGUCCCCUGCGGACGUGCACGACGCUGAGAAGGGCGUGACCUCCGACGAGGCCGCCGCCCUUGAGGCCGCUGCGCUCCCCGAGUUCGACGACCCGAACUUGGACAAGGAUGCCGCCAUCGCCGGUGUCCUUGAGGACGACUCCCCCUACCCCGAGGUGCGGUCCGCCGUCGCCAACACUGACGACCCCACCGUCCCCGUCUCCACCGUCCGGGCAUGGACGCUUGGUCUCAUCUGGGCCAUCAUCAUCCCCGGCCUGAACCAGUUCUUCUUCUUCCGCUACCCCAGUGUCACCGUCAGCAGCAUGGUCGCCCAGUUGCUGACGUUCCCGCUCGGUCGUCUCUGGGCUCGUCUUGUGCCGAAUUUCCGUAUCUUCGGCGUCGAGCUCAACCCCGGUCCUUUCACCAUCAAGGAGCACGUCCUGAUCACUAUCAUGGCGGGUGUCGGCUCUGGAUCUGCGUACGCCACGGACAUCAUCGCCGUGCAGCGCGUAUUCUACCACCAGAACUACAACUUCGGCUACCAGUGGCUCGUGGUCAUGUCGACGCAGCUCAUCGGUUUCUCCAUCGGCGGUAUCGCUCGUCGCUUCCUCGUGCAGCCGCCGUCGAUGAUCUGGCCGUACAACCUCGUCACCUGCGCGCUUUUCAACACCCUGCACGCGCAGCAGUACGCCGGUGUCGGUACCCGCGGGGCAUGUCGCGUGAAAAGUUCUUCUACAUCGCCUGGGGAUGCGGUGUCGCCUGGUACUUUGUCCCUGGUGCGUGCCGUCUGUCGCUACCUGUUCACUGCCCUGUCGUUCUUCUCCUGGGUGUGCUGGAUCAAGCCGAACAACCUUGUUGUCAACCAGCUGUUCGGUGUCAACAAUGGUCUUGCCAUGGGUCUGAUUACCUUCGACUGGGCGCAGAUUGCUUACACCGGCUCCCCGCUUGCCACGCCCUGGUGGGCUGAGGCCAACGUUCUCGGCGGAUUCCUGUUCUUCUUCUGGUUCCUCACGCCCAUCCUCUACUUCACCAAUGCGUGCCCUUACAACGUCACUGCCAUCCUCAACGAUCAGGGUACGUUCGACGAGGCCAAGUACCAAGCCUACUCUCCGCUGUACCUGUCGACGACCUUCGCGCUGGCGUACGGCCUCUCGUUCGCGUCGAUCACCGCGACGAUCACGCACGCGUUCCUGUUCUUCCGCAAGCAGAUCUGGACGCAGGCGCGCCGCUCGAUGCACGAGCAGCCGGACAUCCACGCGCGCCUGAUGGCGGUGUACCCGCAGGUGCCCGAGUGGUGGUACAGCAUCAUCCUGGUGACCAUGUUCGUUGCCGGUGUCGUCGCGAUCACCGUCUGGGACACCAAGUUCCCCGUGCAGUACUUCAUCCUCGCCCUCGCCAUCUCGUUCGUGUAUGUCAUUCCGAUUGGCAUGAUCCAGGCUAUCACCACCCAGCAAGUCGGGCUGAAUGUCAUCACCGAGCUCAUCAUCGGGUACUCGCUGCCCGGCCGUCCCGUCGCUAUGAUGAUG
Mycena citricolor is the source of this 1606-nucleotide messenger RNA. NCBI's taxonomy places the organism in Eukaryota, Fungi, Basidiomycota, Agaricomycetes, Agaricales, Mycenaceae. The record is from the annotation of a GenBank genome assembly.